This is a messenger RNA of Williopsis jadinii, 2772 nucleotides long. It is a transcript of the gene EST1, whose product is annotated as Est1p. The transcript has a single exon. Lineage: Eukaryota; Fungi; Ascomycota; Saccharomycetes; Phaffomycetales; Wickerhamomycetaceae. The record is from RefSeq and is a predicted model, not a curated record. Gene Ontology annotation, biological process: nuclear-transcribed mRNA catabolic process, nonsense-mediated decay. Gene Ontology annotation, molecular function: protein binding; telomerase RNA binding; telomeric repeat DNA binding. The coding region runs from base 91 to 2772 and encodes 893 amino acids. Gene Ontology annotation, cellular component: telomerase holoenzyme complex.
CCAUUGAUAGAGACGGAACGACAGAGAGAGAGAGACAUAGAGAGGGAGCAAUUCGGUAUACGCUGAGUGUGACAACGAGAAGAGCAAACAAUGGUAUCCCCUGAGAUGGCUAGCAUCGAAAAGUACAGGCAACAGCUCAAUGUGCUGCUCGGUGAAGUUACGCCGGAUGAGUCUCUCAUCUGUGGGAUCCUCAACUUUGUACGUGGACGGUUGAUGCCACUUGUCAUUAAAGAUAUCAACAAUAGCGUGAAGAGCUUCGGCAACAAUGAGAUCACAACGGAACAGCAAGCCCAGGUUGAUGUUGAAUUGACUGCGGAAUCGUUAGUUGAAAAAAUGUGGGUGGAAUUCUUCCAUCCAGUACUGAGGUAUUACCAAGCUCAACAUCAUCAGCUGAAAAAUCAGGAAUCCAAACAUAGGAAGAAAACAGUGGAGCUCAGGAAAGUCAACGAUAAGUUUUUGAAAGUGGCAAAGCUCUCAAGAGAUUUCUUCUUCGAUUUGAUAAAGCAAGUCCUAGAACAGCACAUGUUGGAAUUCCAGGUGCCUCAAGCCGUUUACAAGUUCUUGCGACUCAAGACUGACCCCAAUGCCAUUGAGAUUAGGAAAUCUGACCAGCAAUCCAUCAUCAAGAUGCUAUACGUUGUUCAAUUCUCAAUGCUCCAGAUUGGUGCAACAUCACGUUACAGAUCAUCGUUGUCCCAAUAUCUUAGCGAAAAGAAUAAGGAAGACUAUUCCAAGGCAUUGGAGAUGUGCCGAUACGCAGAGUUGCUCAUUCCAGCUAUAGGUGAGGCACGUAAUCAACUGGGAUUGAUUUACCAAUCUCGUGACGACACUUUCAACAUGGUUUAUGAGUUUUUGAGAUCGUCACUUGCAAGAAUCCCUUCAAAAUUCGGUGCCCUGAAUUAUAGGAAGAUGAUGGUUUAUAACUCUGUGCUCGUGGAGAAAUUGAACAAGACUAUCAUGGAGAAUAACUGCACCGAUAAGAAUAGGAAAAGGUACAUCUCUGUAUAUCUCCUUGCAAUUUUGGGGUUCCAUACACAACCUUCUUGGAAAGAUGAAGAUGGAAUCGUCUUAGUCAAUGGAAUGGAAAUUGACAUUUUGGAAAAGAAUGUGCUCAGCUAUGUGGCACAGUACGCCUCUGAAAAGAGAGAUCCAUCUUUCUUCCUGGAACAGAUUCUCAUCAUGCUCAUCGGGUCCGUCUUCACAACAUCGCCUAAAGAAUCAAUGACCUCUUUAACUUCGUUGUUGCGAUUCACAUUCAAGUACAUUGUGACCUUGGAAACCGUCUUUAUAGAACAGUGGUCGAUCAACAGAUCCAAAUCGUAUUCACUCUUACCGGUGUUUCGUAUUGUCGUCUCAUGGUUGAAGGCUCAGAAAGUUGCACUGGCAUACUCACAAAAGGCUGUUGAGUUCAUUCAAGCCUCUUGUAAAUUAUGCAAUCUGGUACUGAAAGAAUUUCCUGAUGAAUCAUUUGACAAACGUCCAAAAAGGACACAGUACUUUGAUGAGGAUGUGGAAGUCAAAGAGUUUACACCAUUGGGCCGUAUGCUGUGGGAUUUCGAUGACGAUGAAGAAAUCUUUGAUGAUCCUUCCAAAUUAAUCGGUAGAUUUGCUAAGCAUGACCAUGAAGAAGAAGCCAAUUUGAGAUUGAUCUCUGUUGUGUCUCUUUUCAAGACUUUGUUAACCGCAAGAGAAGGUAUUGAUUAUGAUGAAACGGCAAACGAGUUAACAAUUGAUUUGUCAAAGAUUGUUCGUAAGAAGGAGCCUAAACAACGCAGUGUUGCAUUGACUCCUAAAUCAACCAAUAAGAAGAACAAGAAGACGAAAAAGUCUAAGGAGCAUGAGAAGGAUAAUGUGGCGAAGGAUAAAGAAAAGACGAACAAGAAGAACAAAAAGACAAGAAAGGACAAAGAUAAGAAGUCCAACAAUCCAGGUCAAAGAAAAUCCAAACAAGGCACUGUUGAAGAUAGUUCAUCGGAUGAAGAGGAUUCCACUGAACUUGUCUAUCAUAGAAAGGAUGAUACCGUAUCAGACAAGUUCAAACCAUUGGAGAAUGUAAGACAAACCGAACAGUUUGCCAAGCCAACGCAAAUCAUUGAAACUCACAAUGACAAUCAGAACCAGAGACAGAUGGAGCACAUGGUUGAUUCUAUCGUUGAUAGUGUCAACAUUGAUUCUCCAGAUGGCGAUAAUGAUGACAAUGAUGACAGCAAUGAUGACGACUAUGACACGAAUGAAGAUGAAACUGAUGAACAAUCUAAAUCACAAGUUAUUCAGCCAUCACCUGCCAUUCAAAAUUCACAGCAUUUACCUGUCUCACAGGCAACUCCACAACACUCACAAGCUUCAUUGUUUCAACAGUACUCGCAAUACUCACAGUACCCACAGUAUUCUCAAUACCGUGAACAACCACAACUGUCACAUCCACAUCAACCACAACUACAGCAGCAGCAACAGCAAGUCUCACAUAACUUGUAUGGAAGCAUGUGGUCUGCAAGUAAUGCGCCAAUGCCAUAUAACUACCCAUACAUAGCAUCUCAACAGUUUCAGCAAGCUCAACAGCAUCAACAGCAGUAUCAACAACAGGCACAGUACUCAUUAUACAACCAGAUACCACAACAAUCCACGAUACAAGUUCCAUCAUCGUAUCCAUAUAACCAACAAAUCGCACAGCAACAUAAUCCACAGCAACAGCAACAAGAGGUGUACGGUUAUCCAUACUAUGGGAAUGUGAAUAUGACUCAAAAUACCCAUAGCUCUUUCCAGCAGCAGUGA